This is a messenger RNA of Salvelinus sp. IW2-2015, 4933 nucleotides long. NCBI's taxonomy places the organism in Eukaryota, Metazoa, Chordata, Actinopteri, Salmoniformes, Salmonidae. The record is from RefSeq and is a predicted model, not a curated record.
UCUCUCCCUUAGUGAAAUGGUCAACUUUAAAAAUAAAAUGUAUUUCUCUCUCCUCUACCUCUUAAGGCAGCAGUUCACCUCAACUGCCGUCUCCAUCCUUUUACUUGAUUUCUGCCUCUUCUCUCUUCAGCUAAAACCCCAACAUACUGAGGGCUCCUAAUGUUCUGGAAGUGUUAGAUGAUGUUUUCAAAAUGCCUGAAUCCUAGCCUGUAUAAAGCCAGAGCCUGCUCUUAUUGCUUGUGACUUCUUUAUGGCUGUAAUAUAGUACAUUGCAUUUCUGGCCCAGUGAUUGGAUUGAGUCUGUUCUUACCUCCCACACUCCUGGGCCUCUCUCCCUCCUCUUCACAGGUCCAUCAGCAAAGAUCAGUUUCAGAGGAAGAAGAAUGACACGCUCGACCCUGAAUGGCUUGUGGAAUGUACCGACUGCGGGCGUAAAAUGCACCAAAUCUGUGUCCUGCAUAAUGACACCAUAUGGCCGGCAGGCUUUGUAUGUGACAGCUGCCUUAAGAAGGCCAAUAAGACGCGGAAAGAGAACAAAUACGCGGCCAGAAGUAAGUGGAGGCUCCCCCAAACUAAGUUGGGCAGCUUCCUAGAGGGGCGAGUGAAUGACUACCUCAGGCGGCAGAACCAUCCAGAGUCUGGUGACGUCACUAUCCGUGUGGUCCAUGUCUCCGACAAGGUGGUGGAGGUCAAGCCAGGCAUGAAGUCCAGGUUUGUGGACACCGGGGAGAUGUCCGAGUCCUUUCCCUACAGAACGAAGGCGCUGUUUGCAUUCGAGGACAUAGACGGGGCUGACGUCUGCUUCUUCGGCAUGCAUGUGCAGGAGUACGGUUCAGACAGCCCUCCGCCCAACCAGAGACGAGUGUAUAUCUCUUACCUGGACAGCGUGCACUUCUUCCAACCUCGACACCUCCGCACAGGCGUCUACCAUGAGAUACUCAUAGGGUACCUGGAGUACGUCAAGAAGUUGGGGUUUACAACAGGGCACAUCUGGGCUUGUCCCCCAAGUGAAGGGGACGACUACAUCUUCCACUGUCAUCCUGUGGACCAGAAGAUCCCCAAGCCCAAGCGUCUACAGGAGUGGUACAAGAARAUGCUKGACAAGGCCGUAGCUGAGCGCAUUGUGCAUGACUACAAGGACGUCUUCAAGCAGGCCACAGAGGACCGUCUCACCAGUGCCAACGAGCUACCAUACUUUGAGGGGGACUUCUGGCCCAACGUGCUGGAGGAGAGCAUCAAGGAGCUGGAGCAGGAGGAGGAGGAGAGGAAGAGGGAGGAGAACAGCACCUCCAGCGAGAGCGUAGAUGUGAGUGCCCCGAAAAGUGACAGCAAGAAUGCCAAAAAGAAGAACAGUAAGAAGACGAGCAAGAACAAGAACAGCAGCCUGAUCCGAGCCAAUAAGAAGAAACCAGGGAUGCCCAAUGUGUCCAAUGACCUCUCCCAGAAGCUCUAUGCUUGUAUGGAGAAACACAAGGAGGUGUUCUUUGUGAUCCGUCUCAUCGCCGGCCCCACUGCCAACUCCCUGCCCCCCAUCACGGACCCGGACACCCUAAUGGCCUGCGACCUGAUGGAUGGGCGUGACGCCUUCCUGACGCUGGCCCGGGACAAGCACCUGGAGUUCUCCUCCCUGAGGAGAGCCAAGUGGAGCUCCAUGUGCAUGCUGGUGGAGCUACACAAUCAGAGCCAGGACCGCUUCGUCUACACCUGCAAUGAGUGCAAGGCAAGYGUGGAGACACGCUUCCACUGCACYGUCUGCGAGGACUACGACCUGUGUAUCACCUGCUAUAACACUAAGGGCCAUGAACACAAGAUGGAGAAGCUGGGCCUGGGCCUGGACGACGAGAGCAGCAACGCAGCGGCCGCUGCCACUCAGAGCCCCGGGGACUCCCGCCGCCUCAGCAUUCAGCGCUGCAUCCAGUCCCUGGUCCACGCCUGCCAAUGCCGCAAUGCCAACUGCUCCCUGCCGUCCUGCCAGAAGAUGAAGCGUGUGGUGCAGCACACCAAGGGAUGCAAGCGCAAGACCAACGGUGGCUGCCCCAUCUGCAAGCAACUCAUUGCCCUGUGCUGCUACCACGCCAAGCACUGCCAGGAGAACAAGUGCCCCGUACCCUUCUGCCUCAACAUCAAGCACAAGCUCCGCCAGCAGCAACUCCAGCACCGCCUCCAGCAGGCUCAGAUGCUUCGGAGAAGGAUGGCCAGCAUGCAGCGGGUGGGCCAGCCUGCCUGCGGUGGAGGAGGACCUCCUGGGGGGCUGCCAUCACCAGGUAACAAUGGUACCACAGCCCCUAGUACACCCACAUCAGGAGGCACCCAGCCCCCAACACCACAGACACCCACCCAGCCCAACAUGCCUCCUGGGCCCCAGCCAGGGAUGGGUGGUGGAGGAACUUUACUGCUGCAGCAGCAAGGUGGGAUGCCUCAGCAGCACCACCAGCUUCACCACCAGUUCCAGCAGAUGCCUGGAGGAGGGGGGAUGAUGAACUCCCCCCAGCAACAGCAGAUGGUUCCUCAGGUCCAGCAGCAGUCCCAGGCCUCAAACCCCCCACAGCUCCAGCAACACCCCAACAGCCUGCCCCCUUACACCAACAGGCCUCCAGGCUCCUCACCGCACCCUCAGUCCCAAGGAAAACCGGGCCUGGGACCAGCCACACCACCUCAGCAGCAACCACCACAACAGCAGCCCAACCCUGGCCAGCCUUCUAUGCAGCAGCAGCAACCUCCUUCAGGGCCUCCUCCAGCGGCUGUGGAGAUCGCCAUGAAGAUUCAACAAGUGGCAGACGCACAAAGGAAGAUGUCUCUGCAGAGGCAGGCGGCGCAGGCAGCUGGCAUGAUGCCUCCGCACCCUCACCACCAACAGCCCCAGGGCCAGAUGGGUAUGGCCCACCCUGGGGUGGGCAUGGUGGGGGCCCAGGGGCUGCCUCCCCAGGCUCAGGCGGCUCAGGCAGCCCAGGCAGCUCAGGCUGCUGCCAGGGCUCACAUGGAGCAGCAACAACAGCAGCAGCAGCAGCAGCAGCAGCAGGGUCCUCCAGGUAUGAUGGUGGGCACUGGCCCCAUGCAGCAGCAGCCCCAGCAGCCUAACCCCCAGGGYCAGCUGCCUCCACAGGUGCAGCAGCAGAGGGUUGGUCCCCCGCUUCAGAACCCCCAGCAACAGUGGGCUGGCCAGGGAAUGCCACCUCAGCAGAGGCAAGCCAUGAUGGGACAUCCAGGCAUGGUGGCGCCUCAGCAGCAACAACCGCAGCAAAUGCAACAGCGGCAGCAGGCUCAGGGACCUGGUGGGUUGAUUGGUAUGGUGCAGCAAGGUGGUGCAGCUGGGGGUGGGAACCUCCCGCAGGCUGCCCUUCAGGAACUGCUCCGUACCCUUCGCUCCCCCAGCUCACCCGAGCAGCAACAGCAGGUGCUCAACAUCCUCCGCUCAAACCCUCAGCUAAUGGCUGCCUUUAUCAAGCAGAGAGCCUCCAAGUAUAAGGGGGGCCCAGGACCCCCGGGAGCCCCUGGCGGGCCAGGUCCAGGCAGAGUUCCAGGAGGUAUGGGUGGCCAACAGGUCAAUGUGAAUGCUGUGGCUGGUCAGCCAGGUAUGCAUAUGGGUCAGGGAGUCAACAUGCCCACCAUGACCCAGCUACAGCAAGUACAGCAGCUACAACAGCAGCAGCAGCAACAACAGCAGCAGCAGCAACAACAACAACAACCGCAGCAGCAGCGUCCUAUGCUUAGUAGUUUGCAGCAGCAACAGGUGGCAGCACUUCAGCAUCAACAGCAGCAGCAUCAGCAAGGAGGGAUGCCAGGCCAGCAGGCACCUAACAUGGCCAACAUAAACCCCCAGUUCAGAGAGCUCCUUAUGAGGAGGCAUCUCCAACUACAACAGCAACAGCAACAACAGCAGCAGCAGCAGCAGCAGCAGCAGCAGCAGCAGCAGCAGCAGCAACAGAUUGGGAACCAUGCCCAGUUCCAGCAGCAGGGCUACAUUAGCCAGCCGGGCAUGGCCCCCCAGCAGCCUGGUCAGGGCCAGUCUGGACUGCAGCAGCAGCCUGGAGCCCAGCCAGGGCAGCAGCACCAGGGUUACCCCAGCACGGUGGCCCAGCAGCAGGCUGCUGCAGUGCUCCAGCAGAGGCUCCAGCAUCAGCACCAACUCCAGAUGCAGCAACAACACCAGAAUGCCAUGUCGGGCCACCAGGGGGCUGAGGGGGGUCCGGGUACUGGAGUAGGCGGCCCCCCUCAGCAGCCCCAGCCCCCGCAGGGCGCCCCCCAGCCGCAGUCCUCCCAGGCUCUGCUCCAGCAGGCACUGCACCAGAGGCUGCUUCAACAGCAGCAGCACCUGGGUGGGGGCUCUCCGGCCCAGCACAGCAGCCCCAUGAGCCCCCAGCAGCAGAUGGCCCAGUCCCCUCACCUUCAGGGCCAGACGCUGUCUACGUCCCUGUCUACGUCCCUCAGCAACCAAGUGCGCUCGCCCCAACCCUCCCCGCGACCCCAGUCCCAGCCACCACACUCUAGCCCCUCCCCGCGCAUGCAGCUCCAGCCUUCCCCUCACCAUAUCUCCCCACAGACCCAGACGGGCUCCCCGCACCCGGGCCAGCUACCCCAGCACCACCCUGGUAUGGUGGUCCCCUCUCAACAGCCGCCUCAGCAACAGAACUCAAUGGACCACUUUGGGUCAGACCAGAAUGCCAUGUUGUCUCAACUCAGUGGGAUGGGUGGUCUCCAUGGGCCUGGAGGACCUGACAUGCUGUCUGGGAACAGCCAGGACCUUGGGCAGAACAUUAAUCAUAACACUUUAGACAUGUAGCCUCGCCGUGCUUUCGGGACUGCACCUGGGACAGUGUUAGCCUUUUUUAUUUUAUUUUUACUAUUAAUAUUAUUUAAUGUUUUCAAUAAAAAAUACAUUGAAGUGAACUUCCUAUGGGAGAUGCAACUAUAAAUCAACAUGUCGAUUAAUWAA